CAGAGCCGUGCGGCGGAAGAAGUAAGUUCCGCUCCGGAUCUUGUCUUCCAAUGGAUCGUAAUGGCGAACUUAUCUUCUCCGUCUCGCGUUGUGUUUUGGUUUUUCUUCUGCCACUAACGUUUGCGUAUUUCAGUGCCGACGGAACGGACUGGGAGCCGACCCGGCACUCACGGAUAUGCAGCGUUCAUUUCGUCGGAGGUGCGUCCUCGAAGGAUGUUUCGUCCCCGUCGUAUGCGCCGACGAUAUUCCCCGAAGAGUACCGCAAGCGUUCGGUGCUCCCUGAGGAUAAAUCCGGACGCUACGAAAGAUACAAGAAACGGAGGACAGCUACUGCAGCUCUGCCCCAGACCUCAACGUCGCUGCCAGACUUGCUGCAAGCUGCGCCACCAACAGUGGUGACCGAGGCUCCUGUGGAUCUGCCAGCAUCUCCAGCAUUCGCACCAGAGUUUGGAGAACCUGAAGUCACUGGACAACAUAGUGAAGCUCGUCAUCAGGAAGGUGUGGAGGUAUCAACUCAAACAUCAUGGACAUCAGAGCCCCAGGAUCAGGGUGUGCUGAUGAUAUCCUGCGUCUUCUGGACUGGUGUCUGCGAGGCAUCCACCCAGGUUGCAUACUUAGCGCACAAACGACCGACGACUGCUGAUGCAAGUAUCGCUGCGGUGUGCCUCCAGGAUCACCAACCGAAAGGUUUUUAUGGUUACCAUUCUUUGGUGAACCACAGUGAAAAGGAUGAUGCUCUGAGGGACCUUACCGGUGUGACUGCCAUGGUGUUCCUGGCAUUGUUGAAUUUGUUGUCAAAGGUACGUGGGGAGCGAUACUUGGAUCUGGGUAUGGAGAGCAAGCUCCUGCUUUUCCUGGUCAAGAUGAAGCAUGGACUGACCUUCUCUGCCUUGGGUGUAUUGUUUGGUAUCCACCGAACCAGUGCAUCGCGCAUCUUCUACACGAUUCUAGAUGUGCUCUAUGUUAGUACGCAGGGAUGGAUCCAGUGGUUUUCUAGAGAUGUUGUUCAUGCAUCAAUGCCUGCAUCGUUCCGGUCGAAGUAUCCCAAUUGUAGGGUUAUCGUCGACUGCAGUGAAGUCCGGAUUGAGAAACCGAGCAAAGUCUCUGACAGAGUGAACUGCUGGAGUAAUUACAAAAGUGACUUCACGCUCAAAUUUCUUGUUGGCAUCACGCCAUCUGGGUACAUUACAUUUAUUUCAGAUGUUUAUGGCGGAAGGGCAAGUGACACUUACAUCAUAGCAAACUCUCGGCUGGUUAACCUGCUAGAACCAGGUGAUAUGGUUAUGGCCGACAAAGGGUUUCCUCACGUGAAGUGCGACUUGGAGAGUAAAGAUGUGACUCUCGUUAUGCCACCAUUUGCAAGAGCUAAUGAACAGUUCACGGAGGCAGAGAUGAAGGAGACAUACAAGGUUGCAUCUCAUCGAAUUCAUGUUGAGAGAUGUAUCCAGCGGAUUAAGAGUUUCGCAAUCUUGAGCCAAAGGUUGACGCCAGAACUCAAAUGCCACAUAGACAAAAUUCUACAUGUAUGUAGCAUGCUCGCGAACCUGCAAGGUCCCGUCAUUAAGACUCUGUGAGAGUUUCGAACAGAAAUCUGUGCUUCCGAUAAAGUACACAGUGCGCAAAAAGACAAAGACCGACGAAAAGAAAGCAGACAGGAUGAGAGGACGAAAAUUAGCAUUUGUCGUGUUUGUUCCUUUUUCAUCAGUCUUUGUCAUUUUGUACAAUCAGUCUUCGUCGUUUUGCACGCCGUGUAUUUUAUCGUAAGCGUGAACCAACUUGCCCACGUUGCCACUAUGAAUCAGAAAUAAAUGGUCACACACGUUUUAUUUGUGAUAUUUCAACUGGACAUUUGCACUUCGUAUUCCAUACAGAACAAUUUU
Messenger RNA from Ixodes scapularis (black-legged tick), 1880 nucleotides. RefSeq lists its product as uncharacterized. The record is from RefSeq and is a predicted model, not a curated record. The coding region runs from base 51 to 1574 and encodes 507 amino acids. The transcript is spliced from 4 exons. NCBI's taxonomy places the organism in Eukaryota, Metazoa, Arthropoda, Arachnida, Ixodida, Ixodidae.